AUUAUCUUUGUCUUUUUUAAUUUCAAUUUUUUUUUGUUUUUGUUUGGGCAACUAGUGAUAAUUCUUUUGGCUGUUUCUGGAUCUGGGGUUGUUUUCGUUUCGGAUGAAUUUUGAUGGGUUUGUGCUGUUUUUCAGUUGUUCAUGGCUUCUGGUUGUUUGAAUUUUUUUUUGUUGUUGUCGUUUUAGAGUUUUUCAAGGAUCGUUCAUGUCCCUAUCGAUAAUUAUGGUUCAAAUUUUUGCUUAGUGCCUCAUUUAUUAUUAUUAUUAUUAUUUUUUAAUUUAAAAUUUUUGUUUAAAUUUCCAGUAGGGAUGUGCUAGAUUGUUUUUGCAGUUCUGUUGUGAAAUUUAAAGCUGGGGAAGCUCAAAUCUUUAAUGAUUGUAACUUUUGAUCUGACUCAUAAGUGAUUACUUGGGGUUUUUAUUUGCUAUGAUUUUUGUCCUUUACCUUAAUUAGCUAUCAUACAGUGAAUGAUGUGAGUCUCCGUGUCAUUGUUUUGCAGAUCAGCAGAUUUUUAAGGGGAAGAAGUGUUGUUGGCUGAGGGGUCAAACUUCUGUUUUCUAAUUUCUGUUCUGUCUUCUACUUACUUACUCUUCAGAUUCAUGGCAUUCUGAGCCUAACAGUUACAGUGAAUGUCUUUAUCAAACAUCAAUCAAGUUGAGCUUCUUCAAGGAUUUUGACCUCAAGUGGGGUUUUGGUGGUUGGCAGUUAAACAAGAAGAUCAAGUUUGACUUUUGUCUUUAGUAAUCUUAUUUUGUCAAAGUUGUUGUCCAUUGCUCCUAAACCAGAUCUUUCAGAAAGAGAAUUAUUUGGGUAAAUUGCUUGUUUCUGAUAUUUCUGGGGUUUGUUGAGGAAUAAGAAAAUUGUUAUGGCUGUUGCCAAGGGCAACAGCAGCGGUGAACCUUCAACUUCAUACAAUUGUUACAAAGUAGCAAGCUUGACUGAAACCAUAUUAGAUACAAAGCAAACCUCUAAUUUGAAAGAUCGGUACAUUCUUGGGGAGCAGUUGGGUUGGGGUCAGUUUGGCGUCAUAAGAGAAUGCUCUGACAAGCUGACCGGAGAGGUUUUGGCCUGCAAAUCAAUUGCUAAAGAUAGGUUGGUUACCUCAGAUGAUCUGCAGAGUGUUAAACUUGAGAUUGAGAUAAUGGCUAGGUUAUCUGGGCACCCAAAUGUUGUGGAUCUCAAGGCAGUUUAUGAAGAGGAAGAUUUUGUUCAUUUGGUGAUGGAGCUUUGUGCUGGAGGGGAGCUGUUUCACAGGUUAGAGAAGCAUGGGCGGUUUUCUGAAUCUCAAGCCAGGGUUCUCUUUAGGCAUCUCAUGCAGAUGGUUUUGUACUGUCAUGAAAAUGGGGUUGUUCAUAGAGAUUUGAAGCCUGAGAACAUUCUCUUAGCAACUAGAUCCUCGUCAUCUCCAAUUAAAUUGGCAGACUUUGGGCUUGCAACCUACAUCAAGCCUGGACAAAGUUUACAUGGGUUAGUUGGGAGUCCGUUCUAUAUAGCUCCAGAAGUACUGGCAGGUGCAUAUAACCAGGCUGCUGAUGUUUGGAGUGCAGGGGUUAUUCUUUACAUUCUACUGAGUGGGAUGCCUCCAUUUUGGGGAAAGACAAAAUCACGCAUAUUUGAAGCUGUUAAGGCUGCUGACCUGAGGUUCCCAUCUGAACCUUGGGAACGCAUUUCCGAAUCAGCUAAAGAUUUGAUUAGGGGAAUGCUCUGCACUGAACCUUCUCAAAGGCUCACUGCCCAGGAGGUUUUGGAUCAUUGCUGGAUGGAAAGCAAUCAAACAAAUUCCGAACAACUAAAUGAACAUAAAAUCAGAAGUUGUGGAGAAUGGGAUGUUGGUGGAAACUCAUUCUCUGCCUCGUUUAUGUCCAGGAAUCAGGACAUCAGCUUCGGUGCUGGAUCACCUACAUGUGAUGCCCAAUCACCUACAUGUGAUGCCCAAUCACCUACAUUCACAUGCAGAUCAUCAUUUUCUUCCUUUUUGGUGGAACCAGUGACACCAUGUGCUGUUUCUGGUGGGUUUUCAUUUCAGAGCUCAGGUGGUUCCUCUGGUUUGGAAUUUUCUUCUCCUGUUACCACAAUGCCUAGCUUUGCAUUUCUCAGCCCCAGUUCUGUUGUUGAACAAAGGAGUCAUAUAUUAGAGUUCUCAACUAACACAUCAGAUGGAAAUGCAAUUACUGGAGAGUCUCCCCUUUGCUUUGGCCAUGAUGUUAAAGAAAUGGAUUGCAAGCCUGUGGAGGCUAAAAGGGCAGGUGGAACAAAUUGGCAUAGUGCAUUGGGAUUCCACAGCAAGAGAAACCGGACAAUUGGACUUGGUGAGCGUGAUCAACUUGAUCUUGUGGUGACUGAAUCAGUCAUUCGUUGGUCAUCAUGCACACAACUUCCUACAUCACCGAGAUCAUCUCUUGUCUGUUGAAAGGAUACACUCUUGGAUAUAUUAAUGGAAUAGCUUGAUGUAAUGCCUAAGUUUGGAAGUUUUGUCUGCUUAACACAUUGUAUAUGUUUCCUGAAUAUGCAUGGGGUUGCUUUCUUCUGGUUGUUGUGAGUUGUGCUUUAGAUUUUGUGGCAGUUUGAUGGUAGUGUGUUUCUGAUUGUUAAGUUGUUGUAAUGAGUAAUGACUCACUAUUAUUUUA
Messenger RNA from Gastrolobium bilobum, 2628 nucleotides. RefSeq names its product calcium-dependent protein kinase 26-like. The record is from RefSeq and is a predicted model, not a curated record. The transcript has 4 exons. Gene Ontology annotation, biological process: protein autophosphorylation; peptidyl-serine phosphorylation; intracellular signal transduction. Gene Ontology annotation, cellular component: cytoplasm; nucleus. Lineage: Eukaryota; Viridiplantae; Streptophyta; Magnoliopsida; Fabales; Fabaceae. The coding region runs from base 867 to 2411 and encodes 514 amino acids. Gene Ontology annotation, molecular function: calmodulin binding; calcium-dependent protein serine/threonine kinase activity; calcium/calmodulin-dependent protein kinase activity.